GUGGUAUUAUAUUUCAAAAGGGAAAGACAUCCGUGAAAAAGAGAGAAGGGGAAGAAUCCACGGUUGCAACUGUCACUCCUGCUACGGCGUUCGGACGCGUGCUCGGAUUUCGUCGCUCGCGACAAAUCGCUAAUGAUUGCGAUAGAACACAACAAUGCAUGUUCCCGAUCUUGUAUUCAGUUCAAUCAUCGGCGCGACAAGUAGAUAAGGACAUAAAGAAGGCGACCGGAUGCGUAGGUUAUCUGCUCCUAUCAUCACGGAAGAAAUGACUUUUCUCGACGACGAGGACGGCCGGUACGAUCGGCGAUGGCGGCUCGUACGGCAGGGUGGCAAGGAAAAGGAGGAUUGUAUGUGCAGAGGAGGCCAGCCGAGCGGGAGGGGUCGAUAAGAGAAAUCGAAUCGGGCUACGUGGAAUCGUGAAAGUGAAGGUACGCCGCUGCGGUUGCUACCUGUGGGACAGGCCUGGUCUCGAGCCCAAUGAAUACCUGUUGCUCGUUUACUGGCCCCCCGCCGAUCGAAGCAUUUUCUUCCCCCCGGUCGCGCUCGUGCUUGCGUCGUGACGUGGAUCGCUAUUGUAUAUCAAGAAGUUUAUGGAGAGCACGCGACGAUAAACGCGGCGCGUGAUAAGAGAGAAUAUAUACAUAUAUAGUCUCUAUUGUACACAAUCAAUUUGCAAGUGUCAAACGCAAAUUGUCGACAAGUAUGGAGCGUCUAAAGAAGAAAUUGAAGGAGUACGAUCAGGAGCAUUUGCUCAGUUUUUGGGAAGAACUGACAGAUGAAGACAGGAACCAGCUGGAGAAUGAUAUAAAUGAGCUAGAUCUGGAGGAGACUACGGCAUACUUUAAAAAGGCUUUGGAAUCCCAUCAGCACAUUGGCCAGAGCAUGCUGGAUGAUAAACUACAGCCUGUUGAUAAGAAGAAGAUUGCCUCUAUUAAGACAUCAACAAAGGAAGAAUUGGAGAUAUAUGAGGAACAUGGCUUGAAGGAAAUAGCUGAGGGUCGUGUGGCCGUCAUACUAUUGGCUGGUGGUCAAGGCACACGUUUAGGAGUGACUUAUCCUAAAGGAAUGUAUGACGUUGGUCUACCAUCAGGCAAAACUCUAUUCCAGCUGCAAGCAGAGAGAAUACUUCGUUUGCAAAAUAUAGCAGAGCAACUACAUGGAAAACGCGGUGAAAUAACUUGGUACAUUCUUACUAGCGAAGCUACUCACCACUCCACUAUCACCUUUCUGGAUGAACAUAAUUACUUCGGUUUAAAAGAUAACAAUGUCAAGACCUUUAAGCAAGGUAUGCUGCCAUGUUUCACUUUCGAUGGAAAAAUUAUCUUAGAUACGAAGUAUCGGGUUUCCAAGGCUCCAGAUGGUAAUGGAGGAUUGUACCGCGCGUUGAAAAAUGAAGGGAUACUGGACGAUAUGGUUCAGCGCGGUAUUCGGAGUGUCCAUGCGCAUUCUGUGGACAACAUCUUGAUAAAAGUAGCGGAUCCUGUAUUUAUAGGAUACUGUUUGCUCUCUGAUACGGACUGUGGAGUUAAAGUCAUUGAGAAGUCCGCCCCCAAUGAAGCAGUCGGCGUUGUUUGCAAAGUGGAAGAUCAUUAUCAAGUCGUUGAGUACAGCGAGAUUACGAACAAGACAGCGGAGUUGCGUCACGCUGAUGGACAACUGGUAUACAACGCUGCCAAUAUUUGCAAUCACUAUUUUACUGUCGAUUUUCUAAAAACUAUUGAUAAAUAUCAUGAGAAAGAUUUGGAUUUGCACGUCGCAAAGAAAAAAAUUCCGUGCGUCAACAACGACGGAGAAAGGAUUACUCCCAAAAGUCCGAAUGGCAUCAAAAUAGAGAAGUUCGUGUUCGGUGUGUUUCCUUUCGCAAAGAAUUUCGCAGUCUGGCAGGGAAUUCGCGAGGAGGAAUUCAGCCCGGUGAAAAAUUCAGAUUCUGCUGAUCAAGAUUGCCCAAGUACCGCUCGCGUCGAUCUACUCAAUUUACAUAAAAAGUGGUUGCUGGAUGCGGGCGCGAAAAGCGUCGACGAAGACGUCGAGAUCUCCCCUUUCCUCUCAUAUGCGGGAGAGAAUUUGCAUCAAAUCGCAAACAAUCAAUCUUUCGUGGGACCACAAGUCCUGGAAUAAUAAGAACACAACAUAAAAAUUCCAUCAAUCUACGGCAGCAAAAUAUUUUAAAAACAGCAUCAAUGAUGUUUAAAUUUCUGUGAUGAAGUAAGAUUAAAUAUAAUCAUGAUAGCAUUUAUAAUAAUAAUCUCCUAUACAUAUAAUAUAUAUAUAAUUUUUAUAUCACUGGUUUUGUGAAACUUAUACAUACAACUUGCAAUUUAUUAAGACAUUUUAAUGAGAUUAAAGGACAAUAUUAAUGCUCGUACUUACAAUGACGGGGUUAGUUAUUGUCUAGAUGAAAUAAGAAAAAUGUAUAAAUAUUAUAUAAUAUUGAUAACUGUAUAGAAUUUGUAUGAUAAAAAUUCGAGUGCAAUUUACUUGUAUAUUGUAGUAUAAUAAUUGGGCAAUAUUGUACUAUAGAUAUA
Linepithema humile (Argentine ant) is the source of this 2525-nucleotide messenger RNA. RefSeq names its product UDP-N-acetylglucosamine pyrophosphorylase mmy (gene mmy). Gene Ontology annotation, molecular function: UDP-N-acetylglucosamine diphosphorylase activity. Gene Ontology annotation, biological process: UDP-N-acetylglucosamine biosynthetic process. The record is from RefSeq and is a predicted model, not a curated record. Lineage: Eukaryota; Metazoa; Arthropoda; Insecta; Hymenoptera; Formicidae.